AUGAAUGGUACUAAUGGCAUUCUGAAUUCUCUUCCAACUCUUGACGGCAAGAAUUGGAUCCGAUGGAAGAAACAGAUGCAAUCUUUAUUUGGCUUCGAUGAAACCCUAGAAGUGGUUACAUGCGGCAUACCUAUGUUGGGUGCAGAUGCAACCGAAGCACGGAAAACAUCUCACAACGAAGUCAAGAAGAAAGAUUGCAAGGCUGCGUAUUGCAUUCAAACGGCGGUAGAUUCAGCGAAUUUCGACAGGAUUUCUUAUGCUGAAUCGACGAAGGAGGCAUGGGAUAUUCUGGUGAAGUAUUAUGAAGGAGGUGAGAAAUUCAAGGUUGUCAAGUUACAGACCUUGUGUCGACAAUAUGAAUUAUUGUCGAUGGGAGAAGACGAAAAGGUUGCAGAGUAUGUGUCGAAGGUACAGAAACUCGUCCAUCUCAUGAAAGGUUGUGGUGAAACCCUAACCGAUAAGAUGAUAGUUGAGAAUGUAAUGCGUACGUUGAACUCUCACUUUGAUCACGUUAUCGUAGCUAUUCAAGAAUCCAACAAAGUAGAAGACCUAAAAUUGGAGGAUUUGGUUGGUUUGUUGGAGGCGCAUGAGAUUAGGAUUGUUGAAAGGAAAGGAGUUCAUGAUUCGAUACGGGCACUGCAAGCUCAGUCAUCGAAAAAGAAUGGUGGUUCCAACAAAUUCAAAGGAAAAUUCAAAAAGAAUCAGGGAAAGAAGCCUUGGUCGAACCCCCACAAGCAGAAGGAUGAAGAUAGGACUUCUGAAUCAUCGAAAGUGGGAGGAGGAAACUUUCGAAAGGACAAAGAAGAUAAAAAAGGUAAAGGUGUGCAGUGCUAUAACUGUGAAAAGUGA
Molecule: messenger RNA, 849 nt
Organism: Vicia villosa (hairy vetch)
Lineage: Eukaryota; Viridiplantae; Streptophyta; Magnoliopsida; Fabales; Fabaceae
Exons: 1
Coding region: 1-849 (282 amino acids)
Source: RefSeq, a predicted model, not a curated record